Lathyrus oleraceus (garden pea) is the source of this 2028-nucleotide messenger RNA. RefSeq names its product pectinesterase. The transcript has 2 exons. The record is from RefSeq and is a predicted model, not a curated record. The coding region runs from base 62 to 1780 and encodes 572 amino acids. NCBI's taxonomy places the organism in Eukaryota, Viridiplantae, Streptophyta, Magnoliopsida, Fabales, Fabaceae. Gene Ontology annotation, molecular function: pectinesterase activity; enzyme inhibitor activity. Gene Ontology annotation, biological process: cell wall modification.
CACACAAGAAAACCAAAUAAGGGAAUGAAUUAAAAAGAAAAAGAAAAUAGAAUAAAAAACAAUGAGCGGAAAAGUACUAGUCUCUGGUGUAUCCAUCAUUCUUGUGGUGGGUGUUGCCAUCGGUGUCGUUGUCGUCGUUAACAAAAAGGGUAGUGAUCCUCAAAUAGCAGCACACGAGAAAAAUGUGCAAUCCAUGUGUCAAGCAACUGAAGAUCAACAACUUUGUCAUGACACUCUUAUCAGCGCGAAACCGGCCAAUUCCUCCGAUCCAACAGCUUAUUUAGCAACUGUAGUUCAAGCGAGUGCGCAAAGCGUUAUCGCUGCAUUGAAUAUGAGUGAUCGGCUAUCGGUUGAACACGGUGACAAAGACCCCGGUAUCAAAAUGGCACUGGAUGAUUGCAAAGACUUAAUGCAAUUCGCUCUCGAUAGUCUUGAAGCUUCGGCUAAUUUGGUUCGCGAUAACAACAUUCAGGCGAUUCAUGAACAGACGCCUGACUUUAGAAACUGGUUGAGCGCUGUUAUAUCGUACCAACAGUCGUGUAGCGAAGGGUUCAGUAACGGGACAAACGGCGAGGAAAAGAUCAAAGAACAGUUGCACACAGAAAGUUUGGACAAAAUGGAGAAACUAACCGGCAUCACACUUGACAUUGUAGCUAGUAUGGCUAACAUCCUUCAGGCUUUCGACUUGAAGCUGGAAUUGAAUCCAGCUUCUCGUCGUCUUCUGGACGCUAACGAGAUUGACAAUGAAGGACUGCCUACAUGGUUCUCUGCUACAGAUCGUAAGCUACUGGCUCAGCCAGGUGGAGGUCCUCCCCCAAAUGCAGUAGUUGCGAAAGAUGGUAGUGGCAAAUUUAAGUCAGUUAAAGCAGCUAUUGAUUCAUACCCUAAGGAUUUCAAAGGAAGAUUCAUUAUCUAUGUUAAGGCCGGAAUCUACGACGAGUACAUCACCAUUCCGAAAAAGUCGAUUAACAUUCUUAUGUACGGUGAUGGCCCUACAAAGACCAUUAUCACCGGUCGCAAAAACUUCGCCGAUGGCGUGAAGACAAUGCAGACAGCCACAUUCGCGAAUACUGCAAAUGGAUUCAUUGCAAAAUCAAUUGCAUUCGAGAACACAGCAGGUCCAGAAAAACAUCAAGCAGUGGCAUUUAGAAACCAAGGAGACAUGUCAGCGUUCUUCGACUGCGCCAUGCAUGGUUUCCAAGACACAUUAUACGUCCAAACCAAUCGUCAAUUCUACCGCAACUGUGAAAUCUCUGGCACAGUAGACUUCAUAUUCGGCACAUCUCCAACGUUGAUUCAAAACUCAAGAAUCAUCGUCCGAAAACCAGGACCUGGUCAGUUCAACACAGUAACCGCGGACGGAACAAAGCAGCGUAACAUGGCGACAGGAAUCGUGAUCCAGAACUGCGAAAUCGUUCCAGAGAAUGCUUUGUUCCCGGUCAGGAUGCAGUUCAAGUCAUACUUGGGUAGGCCAUGGAAAGACUACUCUAGGACAGUUGUUAUGGAAUCGAACAUUGGCGAUCUUAUCACACCAGAAGGGUGGAGUCCUUGGGCUGGAACUCAAUUUCUGAAUACAUUGUAUUAUGCAGAGUAUGCUAAUACUGGACCUGGUGCUAAUCUUAAUGGAAGGGUUAAGUGGAAAGGUUAUCAUCCAAAUAUAAAUCAGAAUGAAGCUGCUCAAUUCACUGCAGGACAGUUCCUUAGAGCUGGACCAGCUGGAAGAGCUGAGGAUUGGUUGAGGGCUACUGGUGUUCCUUAUGUACUUGGAUUUGGAAAAUAGAAGAAAUUAAUACAUUGUUAGCUACAAUUGUGUGCUUUUAUGUACACAAGUUUGAUGAUUAGUUAUGUACUUAGAAAAAACUUACUAGCUUACAUGCAUGUUGAUUCUACUUUGAAGCUGGUCUCAAUUUCAACCUAGCUCAUCAGUGGAAUCCUUUAUUGAGAAAUUUUGUACUUGUACAACUACUAUGUUAGUUGAAUUUUUUUAUACAUGAAGUUGUUUAUUAAAACAUGGCAUCCCAACACCAC